Spodoptera exigua (beet armyworm) is the source of this 3186-nucleotide messenger RNA. The record is from the annotation of a GenBank genome assembly. Lineage: Eukaryota; Metazoa; Arthropoda; Insecta; Lepidoptera; Noctuidae.
AUGUCAAAGGCAAAUUACGGACAGUUUUUACGAAAUACCAAUUUGAUUCUGCCUGAGCAGCCAAAUCACGAUGAGUUUCUAAUAGCAAUGGAAAAUGUUUUUCGACUGUCAUGCAUUAUUGGCGUGCUCGGAUCAAAGAAAUACAUCUGCUAUGUGUGGAGUGCCUUCAUAUUGACUGUGUUACUUGUGAUGGAGAGCCAGGCCAUCUGGAAGGUUAUCAAAGCUCUUGCUGGAAUUGCGAUUGAUACUGCUGGACAGAGAAGUGUUACAGCGAGGCUAGCUGGAACCAUUUUCUACACUAUAGCCAUUCUAUCCCUGAUCUUAGCCUCAAAACUGUUCAGGUCUUGGGGAGAACUAUCAGCGCUAUGGGUCAGAGUGGAACGAAUCAUGGCAGUAAAAGUCCCAAGCGAUGGAACACUGAAGAGGAGAAUGUAUAUUAUUAUUGGAUUUAUGACUGUUUGUUCUUUAUUGGAACAUUUGUUGAGUAUCGUUUCUGCCAUUGGACUGGAUUGCCCGUCGCACUUGAUUAUGAAACGAUAUAUUCUUAUAUCCCAUGGUUUUAUGAUAUUGAGGCAUGAAUACUCAGACUGGUACGCCAUGCCACUAGCCUUUAUGAGUACAAUAGCUACAAUGCUGUGGAAUUUCCAAGAUCAGCUCAUAGUUCUAAUCAGUAUGGGUCUGACUUCAAGAUACAGCAGACUAAACCAGUGCUUGGCCAACAUAUGCGCACUGGAGAAGAAACAGAUGGAGUCCGAUCAAGAAAUUUAUUUACAGAAAACCGAAGCAACAAAAGUGUACACUUGGCGCAAACUGCGAGAAGCGUAUGUAAAGCAAGCUAUGUUGGUGCGCAAGGUGGAUGACGCUAUUGGUAGUAUCAUUAUACUGUCUUGCUUCUGCAACUUUUAUUUUAUAUGUCUGCAGCUCUUUCUGGGGAUCACCCAAACUCAGUCAGACGAGCCACUCAGAACAGUCUACUACUUCACUUCUCUAGGCUGGUUGUGCUUCAGAGUGAUCAUCGUCGUUCUAGCUGCCUCCAACAUUAACGUUCACUCCCAAAUAGCUCUCAACCACAUCUACACACAUGAUACUCUUUAUUACAACGUUGAGUAUUUGGGUAAUAGUAAGCUGCUUCUACCAGAACAACCAGUUCAUGAUGACUUCUUGGACACCAUGGAAAAGGUUUUCUACUGGUCCUGUUGGUUUGGCAUAUUUGGCUCGAAGAAAUAUAUCAGUAUAGUAUGGAGUGCUCUCAUCUUGGUGUCCUUGGUGGUUAUAGAGUACUUGGCGAUUUGGAAGGUGGUUAGAGCAGUAACUGGAGUGGCCAGAGACACAAGUGGACAUCUUGAACAUGCAGUUAGUAUGGUAGCCUCAGUGGGACUCGACUGUCCACCGUCCUUAAUAAUGAAGCGAUACAUACUUGUCUCUCACGGAUUUCUUUUUAUGGGACUGCAGGAGAGGGCAAGCCAGCUUGCAAGUGAAAGCGAGAGCCAAGGUGGCACUCGGACCUGUGGGGAGACGCUGGUUCCGUCCAGCGAGUCCCGGGCAAAGGCACAGGGAGGAAAGGGGUCGGAUUCGGAGUCCGACUCAUCGUUGUCUGGCGUCAGCAUUGCGCUGCGCCACAAAAGGGACCGGGGCGUUUUUAAGCGUCCCAGGUUGGAGGAUGGUCGAGAGCCGUCCUCCAUCGAGCAGGAGGCCCCAGCCCCCAAAAUCCCCACGGCUGCGCGGGGUAGGGGCAAGGGGAAGGGCUCCGCAAGAGCGGCUGGGAGCCGCUCUGAGCCGGCAGAGCGGCUGGCAGCGGAGGGGAGCGCCCUGGGAAAGGCUGCCCCCUCGGACUCCUCGGAGAUGGAGGUGUCCGGCGGUGAGGGGCCUGUAGGCGGUGCUGAGAGCCUCCGCCUCCAGAAAUCGGAAGCCUUGAAAGUGUACACUUGGCGCAAAAUACGGGAGGCGUACGUGAAGCAAGCUAUGUUAGUGCGACGGAUGGACGUCGCCCUCGGGGGUAUCAUCAUGUUGUCCUGCUCUUGCAACUUCUACUUCAUAUGCUUACAAAUGUUCCUGGGAAUUACCCAAGGACUCUCCACCGAUUUAAUGACAGGUAUCUAUUACGUGGUAUCACUCGCUUGGCUGUGUAUACGAGUGAUAAGUGUCGUACUCUCAGCGUCCGGAGUGCACACACACUCGAAGACUGCUCUCAAGUACCUCUAUACUUAUGAAACCAACUGCUACAAUAUUGAAGAUUUUCUUCCUAUCCUAAACAACGUCUUUAAGAAGGCCCGUUACUUUGGGAUCUCUGGCUAUGGAUGCAGUCUCGCUUUUGGGUGGAGUCUGAUACUAUUUGCAAUGCUGGUGGUGGCAGAAACUGUAGCAGUUUGGAAAGUCGUGAGAUUCCUUCGUGGAUGGCUGAUGAGCGCUUCUGAUAUUGAACACAUACUGAGUAUGAUAUCAGCAACUGGUGUUGGGUUUCCCAUAGAAGAAUUCGUCUAUAGAUACGUCACUCUUUCUCAUGGGUUCCUGCUAAGAGCUCAGGACUACAGUCCUUGGAAUGGUAUACCAAUUUUCAUUCUCAGCAAAUUGGCAACUGUUCUAUGGAACUUUCAAGACCUGAUCAUCAUUCUGAUCAGCAUGGGUCUUAGUUCUCGGUACAAAAGGCUGAAUUUGUAUGUUAGAAACGUAGUCACUGUUGAAAAACGUUCUGAGGCGAAGCCAAAGUUUGGCACAGAUCUCUACUUACAAAUUCAAGUAUGGCGUCGUUUACGCGAGGCGUACGUUAGACAAUCAACACUUGUGCGUAUGGUCGACCGUAAACUUGGAUCUCUUGUGCUGCUAUCCAAUAUCAAUAACUUGUAUUUCAUCUGUCUGCAGAUCUAUCUUGGAAUACAUAAGCCGAGUUCGAGCACAAUAAGUCGUUGUUAUUUCCUCUUCUCACUAAGCUGGCUAAUUCUAAGAGCUUGCAGCGUAGUGAUUGCUGCGUCUGACGUCCAUCUGCACUCGCAAAGAGCUUUGAAACUACUGCACUCAUGCCCCAGUGCUAAUUAUAAUAUCGAGAUCAAAAGGCUGCAAUACCAGCUGGCACACGACUUUGUUGCGCUGACCGGAAUGGGAUUUUUCUCACUACGAAGAGAACUCUUGCUUGAAGUAGCAGCAGCAAUACUGAAGUACGAAUUAGUUCUAAUACAAUAUGAUAAAUAG